GCGCGCCGCCAUUGGCUGCGGCCGUCACGUGCGCGGCCGCUCCGGGUGUCGCGAGUUGCGGAGUCCGGUACAAAGUUGCCGCGAGGCGCCGGGACGCGACGUCGACCCCCCCGCAGCGGCGCCAGGCGGGCUCCGGACCGUCCCCAGGCAGGAGCAGGCAUGGCGGAGCAACCCGGCUCCCGGGACUCGGACAGCAGCUGGGUGAUGGCCGGCACCGAGGGUUUGCGGGUCGAAACGAUGGGCCCGGAGCAGGGAUCGGCCUCCCACGCGCCGGAGGAUGAGGAGCCGGAAGACGACGGCACCCGGGACGCGGCGGCAGGCGCGUGGCUAUCGCAGGGACCCGCGUCCCAGGACGCCCCCUCCCCAGCAGCUCCCGGGCUCUCCGCGGCGGUGGCAGCUGCCCUCAGCGGGGACGACGAGGCCUCUGUCCCCGGCCGGAGCCGGGGCCCCGAGGAGAGCGAGCUGCAGGACUCGGACGAGUGCCCGGGCCCCGCCGGGGGGGCAGCGCCCACCCUGCCCGGCUCUGCGGCGCCCGGCGCCCCCGACGGCACCUCCCCGGACGGCUGCGCCCAGGGGGAGCCCGAAGCCAAGGCCGAGCUGGGACCCUGCCCCGACACCCGCGCAGCAGGGCCGCGGGCCGAGGAGGGGAGCUGCACCAGCAGCGACGACGACGUGGAGGGGCUCCGGAGGCGGCAUGUGCACGAACCCCGUCCCGGACCCACCCCCCCCGGGCCCCCCCCGCGCCGGGGGGCCCCGGACGCCGGCGAUGAGGAUGGGCUCAACAUGAGCAAGUACCUGCUGGGCGCCCUGGUGCUGGUAGCCAUGGGGCUGCUGCUCGUCUCCGGCGGCAUCUACGACCCGGCGGACGGCCCCGCGGAGAGCGUGGUGACCCGGGACGUCGCAGACGGGGAGCCGGAGUCGCCGCUGCCUGCCGAUGGCACGGACUCACCGCAGAAGCCCCCGCCGGACGCCGGGGACCCCCAGAGCAUGCAGUCCGUGAGCCUCCUCUUGGACCGGCUGGCCAAGGAGAACCAGGACAUCCGGCUCAUGCAGGCCGAGCUGCAGGCGCACAAGGAGGAGCUGCAGGCACUGCUGCGCAAGAGCGAGGGCGAGGCGGCGGCGGCCGGGGCGCAGCAGCAGAGCCUGGCAGCGGAGAACGCGCAGCUCCGCGCGGCGCUGCAGGAGGAGGCCGCCGCGCUGCGCCGGGCCCAGACCGAGCUGCAGCACCUGCGGGCUGCGGGGGCCCCCGGCGGCCCCCACGUGCCGGAGGCAGAGCAGCCCCACGGCCCGGGCGCCGCAGCUGGCGAGGAGCCUGCGGCACGGCACGGGGGGGCCGGGCAGCGCGGCUCGCUGGCCUCGGCGCGGCAGGAGCUGGCGGACGCGCUGGAGCGAGCCCGGGCCUCGGGGAACCUCGAGCAGCUCCUGGAGGAGCUGGGCGCCCUGGAGCAGCGCCUGGGCCAGGAGGCGCAGGCGGGGGGGGCCGAGCCCUUCCCCAGGCACUGGAAGAAGCCGUUCAAAGCCGACAAGAAGGAGAGCAAGCGGCACAAGCGGCACGGUGCCGGGGAGGCCCCCCACGAGCCGGGCGAGCGGGGCGGCAGGGAGAAGGGGGAGCAGGGCAAGCCCCCCGGGCACAAGAGGGACCCCCGGCCCCCACGGGAGCACAAGGCCGGCAGGGCCGGGGGGAAGGCGUCACACGGGGCGCCCCAGCACAGCCCACGCGAGCUGCCCCCGCUGAGCCGCUACCGGGCGCCCCAGGGCUGCUCGGGGGUGGCCGACUGCGCCCGCAAGGAGGGCCGGGAGGUGCUGGGGGCGGCGCUGGAGCCGGUGCAGAAGGCGCAGUUCCUGCAGCUGCUGCAGGGCUUCAUGGGGCGCCUGGGCUGGGGGGGGCACUUCGCGGCGCUGGCCGCGCGGCUGGAGGGCGUCUUCGGGGCCGACGGCACCUUCGCCCACGACCGCCUGCGCUUCACGGACUUCGUGGACGACGUGGAAGAGCUGUUGGAGGACCUGGCGCGGCGCGAGCAGGGUGACAGGAAGGCGGCCGACGGCUUCGAGGAGUUCGUGCUGCGGCACUACGCCGGGGACAGCGGCUUUGUCAAGAAGGAGCGCCACAGGAAGGGCUCCCAGCAGCACAGAGGGGCCAGCCCCCCACGGGCCCCCGAGGGCCGCCCGCGCGGGUAGAGCCGGGCAGGCUGCGUAGCGCGUAGGGGGCAGCCGGCCCCGUUGCAGGUGUCUGUCUAAUGCACUGUGUCCUGCCCCACAGGCCCCAGCCUGCGCGGGGCUGCGGCCCCAGCGGGGCCGUUGUUGGGGGCUCAGUGGGGCUGCGGUUGCUCCAUGCGCGGUCGUAGAGCCCCGGGCGCCGAGCCGCGUGGCUCCGGGCUCCCCCUGCCCCGUCCCAGCCGUCCCGGGCACCACAGGCCCGGGCAUCACCGCACGCUGUGUGAUGCCGCACUGCCGUAGAUGCAAUAAAGUCACCGCUGGGCAA
Molecule: messenger RNA, 2482 nt
Organism: Dromaius novaehollandiae (emu)
Lineage: Eukaryota; Metazoa; Chordata; Aves; Casuariiformes; Dromaiidae
Gene: PBXIP1
Product: PBX homeobox interacting protein 1
Exons: 10
Coding region: 160-2178 (672 amino acids)
Cellular component (GO): membrane
Source: RefSeq, a predicted model, not a curated record